GUUUUACUGAAUCAUUUUAUCCAUCAUCAAUUCCCACAAUGCUCCGAGAGAUGCCAAAAUAUUGAGGUUUUCUAGGUAUGAUGGCGCUAGGUGUUGUACACUAAAAAGAGAAUAACCUAAAAUCUGGAGGGACUUUUAUUAACUGCGAGGAAAAAACGGAGCGGCGAACUACUGAUGUUCAAAUCUAGCUGCUGAGAUUCAUGGAAAAAGGACACGACAGCUCCACCAGUAUGGCAGCGUCAGAGCUGUACACAAAGUUUGCUCGGGUGUGGAUCCCUGAUGCAGAUGAGGUGUGGAAGUCAGCAGAGCUCACUAAGAACUACAAACAUGGAGAUUCCACCCUACACCUCACACUGGAGGAUGGAAUGGACAUUGAGCACAAGCUGGAUGAUAAGACAAAGAACCUUCCUCACCUCCGGAACCCUGACAUCCUGGUGGGGGAGAAUGACCUCACAGCUCUUAGCUACCUCCACGAGCCGGCCGUCCUGCACAACCUUAAAGUCCGCUUCACCGACUCCAAACUCAUCUACACAUACUGUGGUAUUGUGCUGGUGGCCAUUAAUCCCUAUGAGAACCUUCCCAUCUACGGUAGUGACAUCAUCAAUGCGUACAGUGGCCAGAACAUGGGAGACAUGGACCCUCACAUCUUCGCUGUGGCUGAGGAGGCUUACAAACAGAUGGCCAGAGAUGAGAGGAACCAGUCUAUAAUCGUAAGCGGUGAGUCGGGAGCAGGGAAGACUGUCUCAGCUAAAUACGCCAUGCGCUACUUUGCUACAGUCAGUGGAGCAGCCACAGAGGCCAACGUAGAGGAGAAGGUCCUCGCAUCCAACCCCAUCAUGGAGGCGAUAGGAAACGCUAAGACGACUCGUAACGACAACAGCAGUCGUUUCGGGAAGUACAUUGAGAUCGGCUUCGACAAACGCUACCGUAUCAUUGGAGCUAACAUGAGGACAUAUCUACUGGAGAAGUCUAGAGUGGUGUUUCAGGCGGACGAGGAGAGGAACUAUCAUAUCUUCUACCAGCUGUGUGCGUCCUCCCAUCUACCAGAGUUCAAGAAUCUGAAGCUAGGUAGUGCUGAUGUCUUCCACUGCACCAAUCAGGGCCGGAACCCGGUCAUCGAUGGAGUCGACGAUGCUAAAGAGAUGUGCACAACACGACAUGCCUUCUCACUGCUAGGCAUCAACGAGUUGAACCAGAAGGGGCUGUUCCAGGUCCUGGCUGCCAUCUUACAUCUGGGCAACGUGGAGAUCAAGGACCGAGACUCUGACAGCAGCGUCAUACCUCCCAAUAACCGCCACCUGACGGUGUUUUGUGAGCUGAUGGGCGUGACCUACCAGGACAUGUCUCAUUGGCUGUGCCACAAGAAGCUGAAGACAGCCCAGGAGACCUACAUCAAGCCCAUCCCUCGGCUGCAAGCCUCCAAUGCCCGUGACGCGCUCGCCAAACACAUCUACGCCAAAGUCUUCAACUGGAUCGUGGACCAUGUCAACAAAUCUCUACGCGCCACCGUCAAACAGCACUCCUUCAUAGGAGUCCUGGAUAUCUAUGGGUUUGAGACGUUUGAGAUCAACAGUUUUGAACAGUUCUGUAUCAACUAUGCUAACGAGAAACUGCAACAGCAGUUUAACAUGCAUGUGUUCAAGCUGGAGCAGGAGGAGUAUUUGAAGGAGCAGAUUCCCUGGACUCUGAUAGACUUCUAUGAUAACCAGCCAUGUAUCAACCUCAUAGAGGCCAAGAUGGGGGUACUCGACCUGCUGGACGAAGAGUGCAAGAUGCCUAAAGGUUCAGAUGACUCGUGGGCCCAGAAGCUGUAUAACACCCAUCUGAAGACCUGCUCUCUGUUUGAGAAACCUCGCAUGUCCAACAAAGCCUUCAUCAUACAGCACUUCGCUGACAAGGUGCAGUACCAGUGUGAUGGCUUUCUGGAGAAGAACAAGGACACGGUGAAUGAAGAGCAGAUCAAUGUCCUGAAGGCCAGCAAGUUGGACCUGCUAGUGGAGCUGUUUCAGGAUGAGGAGAAAGUGACCAGUCCAACAGGGACCGCUCCAGGAGGUCGAACACGACUCAGCGUCAAACCAAAAGAGGUCAGAUCUGGAGCAAGCAGCAAGGAGCACAAGAAGACUGUUGGCUGCCAGUUCCGGAACUCUCUGGCUAUGUUGAUGGAGACUCUGAAUGCGACCACUCCUCACUAUGUUCGCUGCAUCAAGCCCAACGACCUCAAGUUCCCCUUCACGUUUGACCCUAAGCGAGCGGUGCAGCAGCUCAGAGCCUGUGGUGUUCUGGAGACCAUCCGCAUCUCAGCCGCAGGCUUCCCAUCCAGAUGGACCUACCAGGAGUUCUUCAGUCGUUACCGGGUUCUGAUGAAGCAGAAAGACGUCCUGUCGGACAGGAGGCUGACCUGUAGGAACGUCCUGGAGAAACUGGUGCAGGACCAGGACAAGUACCAGUUUGGUAAGACUAAGAUCUUCUUCAGGGCUGGUCAGGUUGCCUACCUGGAGAAGCUGAGGGCUGAUAAGCUGAGGAAGGCGUGCGUCCGUAUCCAGAAGACCAUCCGCUGCUGGCUGGUACGCAAGAAGUACCUCCGAAAGAAGCAUGCUGCCAUCACCAUCCAGAGAUACACCCGCGGACACCAGGCCCGCUGUCUGGUUAAGUACAUGCGUCAGACCCUGGCAGCCAUCACUAUCCAGAAGUUCCAGAGGAUGUGUGUCCAGAGGAAAGUGUACCUACAGAAGCAGGCUGCUGCCCUGGUCAUGCAGACUAUCCUCAGAGCGUACAUGGCCCGACAGAAAUACCAAGGGUUGCUGCGUAACCACAAAGCUGUGUUCAUCCAGAAACACGUGCGUGGCUGGCUGGCCAGACAGCGGUACAAGCGCUCCCUGCGAGCCAUCGUCUAUCUGCAGUGCUGCAUCAGGAGGAUGAAGGCCAAGAAAGAGCUGAAGAAGCUGAAAAUCGAGGCCCGCUCCGUUGAACAUUUCAAGAAACUUAACGUUGGCAUGGAGAAUAAGAUCAUGCAGCUGCAGAGGAAGUUAGACGAACAGGCUAAAGACAACCGUGUGACCAGCGAGCGGCUGAACUGUCUGGAGACGUCCCACGCGGUGGAGAGUGAGAAGCUGAAGGUAGAGGUGUCUAAGCUGAAGGGGAUAGAAGAGGAAGCCAAGAACAACGCCAACCGUGUCACUUCCCUUCUGGAGCAGCUGGAGAGGCUGAGGAAGGAGCUGACCACCACCCAGAAAGAGAAGAAGACCAUUGAGGACUGGGCUACCAAGUACAGGGAUGAGAUGGAAAAGAUGGUAGCAGAGCUGAAGCAGCAGAAUGGUCUGCUGAAGACCGAGAAAGACGACCUGAACCGAAUGAUCAAGGAACAGAGCCAGCAGAUGACAGAGAAAAUGACUCGUGCAUUAGCGGAGGAGACUCAGCAGUUGGAGAGCGAUCUGAACGAGGAGAGGUCUCGCUACCAGAACCUCCUAACAGAACACCUGAGACUGGAGGAACGCUACGACGACCUCAAGGAAGAAAUCACUCUCUCUGUGAGCGUGCCCAAGCCCGGCCACAGGAGAACAGACUCCACCCACAGCAGCAACGGAUCAGAGUGCACCUACAACUCAGAGUUCGCCGAAUCAGAAGAAAGUUCCCGACAUGGAGAAGAUGUGACCCGGGGCAUGGACACGUCUCUGACUCUGAAGCUGCAGAAGCGCGUAACCGAACUGGAGCAGGAGAAAUCCUCUCUCCGCAACGAGCUAGAAAACAAGGAGGAGCAGUUCCAGCGGGCUAGAGUCAGGGAUGAUGAGGAGCAUAAGAAAUCACGUGGAGCAGAACUGGAGUACGAGUCUCUCAAGCGCCAGGAGCUGGAUUCCGAGAACAAGAAGUUGAAGCACGACCUGACCGCCAUGAGGCAGAGCCUGCUGGGUAAUGCAGGCGCUGGGGCAGGGGCACCAGGAAGUCCACCCUACAAAGUUCUCAUGGACCAACUGAACUCCUCCUGCGAGGAGCUGGAGGUGCGGAAAGAGGAGGUGCUGAUUCUACGAUCUCAACUGGUCUCACAGAAGGAGGCCAUGCAGCACAAGGAGACGAUGACGGAGCCAGUGCACUAUGCAGAGGAUGUCCAUAAGAUGAAGGACUCUGGUGCAAUCACUCAGGCUUAUCUAGGACUCAAAGAUACCAACAGAUCUCCCAGGUACUUGCGUAAACCACUAGAAGCCAAUGAGCUCCUAAAUCGGCUCAGAUCCCCCACUGCUGACUUCCAUAGGCUGAAUGAGAUGGGGGGGCUGUGGCUGGUAUAUGAAGGGUUAGAGGAGACCAACAGACUGUUGGAGGGCCAGAUGCAGCAGCAGCGGCGUAGCUAUGACAACGAGGUGGAGGUGUUGCGAGGGGAGUUACAGAGUGUUAAAGAGGAGAAUAACCGUCAACAACAGCUGCUGGCCCAGAACCUGCAGCUCCCACCAGAGGCACGCAUAGAGGCUAGUCUACAGCAUGAGAUCACACGACUCACCAACGAAAACCUGGAGAUGCUGAGGACUGAGGAUCCAACAGCAUAUCGCAGCGCCAAAGUCAACAUAUUACGACGGAUGGUUGACCUCAUGGAACAGCUGGAGAAGCAGGAUAAAACUAUCCGUAAGCUUAAGAAACAGCUGAAGGUAUUCUCCAAGAAGAUUGGAGAAAUGGGAGCUGGCCAUGUUGAGACUAUAUCUCCGGGUCAGAUGGUUGAAGAGACGGUCCGUCCGGUGAACAUUCCUCGUCGCGAGAAAGACUUCCAGGGAAUGUUGGAGUACAAGAAGGAGGAUGAGCUGAAACUGGUUAAGAACCUCAUACUGGAGUUGAAGCCUCGUGGUGUAGCGGUGAAUCUGAUCCCAGGCCUGCCAGCCUACAUCCUCUUCAUGUGUCUGAGGCAUGCUGACUAUGUCAACGAUGACCAGAAGGUCAGGACGCUGCUCACAUCCACCAUCAACAGCAUCAAGAAGAUACUCAAGAAACGGGGGGAUGACUUUGAGACGGUCUCCUUCUGGCUGUCCAACACCUGUCGCUUCCUACACUGUCUGAAACAGUACAGCGGAGAUGAGUCGUUUAUGAAGCACAACACUCCUAAGCAGAAUGAUCACUGCCUGUCUAACUUUGACCUGGCUGAGUACCGGCAGGUCCUCAGUGACCUGGCCAUUCAGAUCUACCAGCAGCUCAUCAAAUGCAUGGAGAACAUCCUACAGCCCAUGAUUGUCUCUGGUAUGUUGGAGCAUGAGACCAUCCAGGGUGUGUCGGGGGUUAAGCCGACCGGUCUGCGUAAACGGACAUCGAGCAUCGCUGACGAGGGAACCUACACGCUGGAAUCCAUCUUACGCCAACUCAGCGCUUUCCACUCCACCAUGUGUCAGCACGGCACCGACCCUGAACUCAUCAAACAGGUUGUGAAGCAGCAGUUCUACAUCAUUGGAGCUGUGACUCUCAACAAUCUACUGCUGCGUAAAGACAUGUGCUCCUGGAGCAAAGGCAUGCAGAUCAGGUAUAACGUGAGUCAGCUGGAGGAGUGGCUGCGUGACAAGUCUCUGAUGCUGUGUGGAGCCAAGGAGACUCUGGAGCCUCUGAUUCAGGCUGCUCAGCUGCUGCAAGUCAAGAAGAAGACGGACGAAGACGCAGAGGCCAUCUGCUCCAUGUGCAACAGCCUGUCCACAUCUCAGAUUGUGAAGGUGUUGAACCUGUACACUCCAGUCAACGAGUUUGAAGAGAGGGUGUCUGUUACCUUCAUACGAACCAUACAGACUCGUUUGCGGGACCGCUGUGAGACUCCUCAGCUGUUGAUGGACACUAAGAUCAUCUACCCAGUCACCUUCCCUUUCAACCCCUCCUCUCUGGCCCUGGAGACUAUCCAAAUACCAGGCUCCCUCAACCUAGCCUUCCUUACCCGCGUCUAACACACACACAUACACAACUAAUAGAUAGGCUAUACAUAUGUACACAUGCAUACACAAAGCAUUCUCUUCCUAACACAUCCAAACACUUACAUAUAGUGCACACACACAUACACACGCUCAGCUUACACCCUACGGUAGUCUUUAUAUCAGUAGUUGAAAGCCCAUCCUCCGCGUGUACAAAUGCUCAACUCUAAGAGAAUGCACCGCUACAGGCCACCUUUUCUCCUAUCUUACCCCCUUUUACUAAGCUCCCCACCUACAACCCCAUUUAAGACCUAGUACCGUGUUCCCCCAGUCCUCUUUUCUCCUCUUUGUUCUCUUCUCAAUAGUGUAGUGUUUUCUAGCAGUCCGGUUCUCCCAUAGGAAUGUAUUACGGUACACUUAAGCUAGCUGUCCAGGGCUAGCAUCACAGCUAGCUAGCUCCUUCAGCUAAGCUCAGCUAGCAUCUGUUGUGUUAUGAUAGGAUGCUAGCGCUUCAACAGUUUUCUAGCUAGCAUCAGUUUUGAGUAUAUCGUUAUCAACUCACCCACUGAACACAUUCAAGCCAAGUGCAGUACCCAUUGUCUGUACCAUACUUUUAUACAUAUAUAAAUACAUAUAAAUAUGAAUAUAUAUAUAUAUAUAUAUAUAUCACGCUAGGGUGUUUUAUUUAUUGCAUUUAUCUCACUCCCUUUCCUAAAAUACGUUUUUCUUUGCAGACAGACUUGUAGGCUUAUCUCUCUAGCUUUCCAGACCGGAGAGAAGUAUGGCCAUGGAAAGACCACUAAAGUCCUGUAGUAUUAGAAUUAUGUCUACAGCAGAUGAUCUAUGCAGUCUCAUUUAAUUAGCACUAUUUAAUGUAGCUUUUUAUUUGUUUAGCUCAUGAUGUAUUGUGCUUUAAGAUCUCUCUGCUGUUGCUGUGUCCUGCUUUAACCUGCUUCUCUAGUAGAUCUGCACUUCAGCACCAGAGGUUGAAAUAGAGGAUUAGACUGGAACAGAGGUUGAAAUAGAGGAUUAGACUGCACCAGAGGUUGAAAUAGAGGAUUAGACUGGACCAGAGGUUAAAAUAGAGGAUUAGACUGGACCAGAGGUUGAAAUAGAGGAUUAGACUGGACCAGAGGUUGAAAUAGAGGAUUAGACUGGACCAGAGGUUGAAAUAGAGGAUUAGACUGGAACAGAGGUUGAAAUAGAGGAUUAGACUGGAACAGAGGUUGAAAUAGAGGAUUAGACUGGAACAGAGGUUGAAAUAGAGGAUUAGACUGGAACAGAGGUUGAAAUAGAGGAUUAGACUGGAACAGAGGUUGAAAUAGAGGAUUAGACUGGAACAGAGGUUGAAAUAGAGGAUUAGACUGGAACAGAGGUUGAAAUAGAGGAUUAGACUGGAACAGAGGUUGAAAUAGAGGAUUAGACUGGAACAGAGGUUGAAAUAGAGGAUUAGACUGGGACAGAGGUUGAAAUAGAGGAUUAGACUGGGACAGAGGUUGAAAUAGAGGAUUAGACUGGAACAGAGGUUGAAAUAGAGGAUUAGACUGGAACAGAGGUUGAAAUAGAUAGAGGAUUAGACUUGCAGUAGUUGGCUAGACUGGACGAGUAGUUUAGAUGGGUAUAAAACUAUCAGGUUUAGACGGUUCAGCUACUGUACUUGCUUCUCCACUUUAACUAAGUAGUUUGGUUUCAAAACCCCGACAGAGGACUCACUAACUCUAACACACACUAGUGACUGUUGUUAAAAACAGAAGCACGCUGGAUCCUACAUAUCCACUACCACAGCGUUUCCCAAACUAUUGGUCCCGGCCCCAUGUGGGGUCGCCUGAUUUUUAAAAAUGGGGUCGGAAAAAAAUAGAAUAAAACCGCGCUUUGUUCAUAGAACAAGGGUUACGUCGGUAACCUCCGGUAGCCUCGGUAACCUCCGUUAGCCUCUAGAUACAGUUGUAAUAAACAGAGCGGUUUCUGUUUUCUUCCUACAAAUGUGUCUAUCUUUUAAAAGAUACAACAUAUAAUGACCACAUCACUGAAAGAUCAGCCUCUCAGGAACACGGAUGUGUCUUCUGUUUUCUUCCACAAUGGUCACAAGCCUCAUUAGAACAGAGUGGACAAGACCAGGAACUAAAUCAGAUAAAACAACAAGUUUACAUUAGCGUUGACAUCACUUUUUUCUACAUGGUGGAGUCGUGAUGUUUUAUUAUAUCAAAAAGGGGCUGCGGACCAAACAGUUGGAACUCCUGCAGUACCAACUACUACAUAUCUACAUGUCCUCACCCCACCACUCUGUCUGCUCCACUCUCGGUACAUUAUGAUGGACAAGAUCUAUAGGUAUUCCUUUCAGUAUUAUAGCAUUGGAAAGGAGGUUGUGUGUUACUAAACCUGGUUACCACUGAGCCAGUCUGUUUUACUGUAGUUGCUCUCAUAAUCCAUCGCAUUUAGACUCAAUAUCAACCAUGUCUUGAAUGUUUUCCCCGACAGCCUGUAUGAUAAUGCUGCCUUGCCAGCUUUACUCCAGAAACUAAAUCACUUCUUUGUGGACAAACUAUUACAUACCCUGGCUACAGUCUCUACUCUACCCUACUCUAACUCUUACCCCCUUCUUUCAUUCCCUACUAACCUACUCGAACAACUCCUUCACUGUCUCCCCUACCCCCUCUUCACUGUCUCCCCUACCCCCUCUUCACUGUCUCCCCUACCCCCUCUUCACUGUCUCCCCUACCCCCUCUUCACUGUCUCCCCUACCCCCUCUUCACUGUCUCCCCUACCCCCUCUUCACUGUCUCCCCAACCCCUUCUUCACUGUCUCCCCUACCCCUCUUCACUGUCUCCCCUACCCCCUCUUCACUGUCUCCCCUACCCCCUCUUCACUGUCUCCCCUACCCCCUCUUCACUGUCUCCCCAACCCCUUCUUCACUGUCUCCCCAACCCCUUCUUCACUGUCUCCCCAACCCCCUCUUCACUGUGUCCCAACAUCAGCCAAGUCUGUUUUCAUGGCUCUACUUUUAGAGAAAGCAGCCAUGUUUUUACUCAGCACCAGAUAGUGACCAGGAGAGGGCGACAUUGGACACUAGGUAACAUGACUGUGGCUUCUCUAAAACCAGACGUUCUGCCAGAUGUUCUAUCGAAUCAAAGAAGAUAUACUAACAUUCUAUUCACUACCACUCAGGCCCUUCUAACUUCUGACUGGUCAACCGCUGAGGGACAGAAAGGAUAGAACUACAUUUCUCAUCAUCGUUGCCCCUCUUCCUUACUUGUGCCAUCAGUGUUCACCCAUACCCUAACUGCUCAUCAACCAUCAACUUUAUUUAACCAUCAACCUUAUUGUUUAAUCUUCAACCUUAUUUUACCGUGACCUUUAUUUGCCUCCCAACCCUGACCCUUUGAAUUUUGUUCACUGGCAUAUAGAGACACGCGACUCAGAAAAACAUAUUAUUAUUACUAUCAUUGAUGUAGGAGUCAAGUUCAUGUUUAAACUUGUUUUGUGGUGCAAUUUCAUGAAUAAUCAUAUAUUUAUUAUUGGGACCAUCAUGAGUGUAUUGUAUAAAAAUUAAAAAUGGCCUUUUUGUUACAUUUUUGCAGCGUUGCAUUUCAAUGAAGGAUUUUUAGGAUUACGUUUUAGGUUGUUCAACAUGUGUAUAGUGAUACCAGAUCUAAAAUGCAUAUCUGCAUCUUGGACGAUACUGGAAAACGAUACUGAAAUACUGCAGGUUUUACCCUUGUGAAUGUUUUAGCUGUUAUUGAUCAUACAUAUAGGAUGACUUCAUUGUUACUCAUGUUUGGGACAAAGCCUUACAUAUGAUUUUAAAAACACUAUCAUCUCCUGUCUUUAACUGUGUCUGUCUGUUACACGACUACUGUUUUAAAAAGUAGCAUUAUUAUUGAAUGUUUUGACAAGGUGUCCAUAGAUCUUAUUUCAGAGGCUGGGAUGGAAGGAUUGUUUUGACAAGUUGUCCUUAGAUCUUAUUUCAGAGGCUGGGAUGGAAGGAUUGUUUUGACAAGUUGUCCUUAGAUCUUAUUUCAGAGGCUGGGAUGGAAGGAUUGUUUUGACAAGUUGUCCUUAGAUCUUAUUUCAGAGGCUGGGAUGGAAGGAUUGUUUUGACAAGUUGUCCUUAGAUCUUAUUUCAGAGGCUGGGAUGGAAGGAUUGUUUUGACAAGUUGUCCUUAGAUCUUAUUUCAGAGGCUGGGAUGGAAGGAUUGUUUUGACAAGUUGUCCUUAGAUCUUAUUUCAGAGGCUGGGAUGGAAGGAUUGUUUUGACAAGUUGUCCUUAGAUCUUAUUUCAGAGGCUGGGAUGGAAGGAUAGUUUUGACAAGUUGUCCUUAGAUCUUAUUUCAGAGGCUGGGAUGGAAGGAUUGUUUUGACAAGUUGUCCUUAGAUCUUAUUUCAGAGGCUGGGAUGGAAGGAUUGUUUUGCCAAGUUGUCCUUAGAUCUUAUUUCAGAGGCUAGGAUGGAAGGAUUGUUUUGCUUUCUGUCUAGUUGCACUUUUUGAAAUAUUUACUGAACAAGUUGAAUAAACGCUGAUAAAGUUAGCUCUGUCUGCCCUUAACCUAUCUGAUAUUCUAAUUUCUUUGAUCAUCAUAUGGUUUAUGCUCCUCAGAGAGGUCAUCAAGCUGUAGUCAUUUACACAGUAGAAGGCUAUAGUCUUACUGACUAUCCCGAAUGGUAUCAUAUUCACUAGAUAGUGCACAGCUUUUGACCAGGGCCCAUAGGGAAUAGGGCGCAAUUUGGUAUGUACCCUUAGCCCAUUUCUAUGAUUAGCCUUCGUCAAGCAGUGUAGAUGGACCACUCUUCCCGCUCUCCCCUUCCCUUAUAGUGUCCCACUCUGUAUAUGCUGUGUGCCUCAGACAGGCUUGUUCAUGUAGACACUCUGUGGUACAACCGGUCUUCACCUCAUUUGAGAUAUACAUUUUAACAUCUCCAGAUGGUUCUUAAAAUAGAUACUUAAAAUCUCCCUUUUUAUGGUUUUGACAAUUGAGGUCAAUGCUAAAGUAUCACAUCAAGUCACGACAUCAUCACCAACCGACACAUCUCAUUGAUCUAAUGAUCUUCAGACUUCAUACAGUCCACCUGUGGUAGAGAUGCUGAACUCUGCUCUCUCCUCUCCAUCUCCUCGCUUCUAUUCAAUUCUUUGUCCUCUCUCCUCCCGUGUGUACAUCGGGAGAACUGGACUGUGUGUAUAAUUCCUGGUAGCUGUACUUAGUGAAUAUGUUCACCAUUAAGAAACUUGGAAUAAGUUUAAAUUGUCAAACCCUGUAAAAGACAAAUAAAGGAAUUCAGCACUGAAAA
This is a messenger RNA of Oncorhynchus keta (chum salmon), 11147 nucleotides long. It is a transcript of the gene myo5aa, whose product is annotated as myosin VAa. The record is from RefSeq and is a predicted model, not a curated record. Bases 201 to 5900 code for a protein of 1899 amino acids. Gene Ontology annotation, molecular function: actin filament binding; ATP binding; microfilament motor activity. Gene Ontology annotation, cellular component: cytoplasm; vesicle; actin cytoskeleton. The transcript has 45 exons. Gene Ontology annotation, biological process: vesicle transport along actin filament; actin filament organization. NCBI's taxonomy places the organism in Eukaryota, Metazoa, Chordata, Actinopteri, Salmoniformes, Salmonidae.